GAAGUGCCUCCCAGCUCCCAGCGUGAUGCCAGUGCCCUUUCUGCUCCCCUGCAGUAUGGCCUCUAUUCCUCCUUCAUGGGCUGCUUCGUUUACUGCUUCCUGGGCACUGCCAAGGAUGUGACUCUGGGUCCCACUGCCAUCAUGUCACUCCUCGUCUCUUCGUACGCGUUCCACGAGCCUGUCUAUGCCAUCCUGCUCACCUUCCUCUCCGGCUGCAUCCAGCUGGCCAUGGGGCUCCUAAACCUCGGAUUCCUUCUGGAUUUCAUUUCCUGCCCUGUCAUUAAAGGGUUUACAUCAGCUGCUUCUAUCACCAUUAGCUUCAACCAGAUCAAGAACAUCCUGGGGCUGCAGGGCAUCCCGCGGCAGUUUUUCCUGCAGGUGUAUGAGACACUGCGGAGGAUCGGGGAGACCAGGUUCAGCUACUGGAUUGUCUGGAUCUCUGCCACAGCACGCAAUGCCCUCGUCGUCCUGUUUGCUGGCCUGGUUGCUUACUCCUUCCAGGUGAUGGGCUCCCAGCCCCUCACACUCACUGGCCCCAUCCCCCAGGGCCUCCCUCCCUUACGGCUGCCUCGCUUCUCCCUGGUGGCACCCAACGGCACUGUGUCCUUCCAGACCAUGGUCCAGGACAUGGGGGUCGGGCUGGCCGUGGUUCCACUCAUGGGCCUGCUGGAGACCAUCGCUAUUGCCAAGGCUUUUGCCUCGCAGAAUGGUUACAGGAUCCAUCCCAACCAGGAACUGCUGGCUCUGGGUGUUGCCAACAUCCUGGGUUCCUUCGUCUCAUCGUAUCCCAUCACGGGCAGCUUUGGCCGGACAGCGGUGAACGCGCAGUCCGGGGUCUGCACCCCGGCGGGAGGACUCGUCACAGGUGCCCUGGUCCUUCUCUCACUGGCAUAUCUCACCUCGCUCUUCUACUACAUCCCCAAAGCGGCUCUGGCUGCUGUCAUCAUCUCGGCUGUGGUGCCCAUGUUCGACGCUGGGAUCUUCAGGACGCUCUGGAGGGUUAAGAGGCUGGACCUUGUGCCUCUCUGCGUGUCAGAGGGGGAUGUGCUCCUGGUGCAGCCAGGGAGCAGCCUGCACUUCCCAGCCAUGGAGAGCCUCAGGGAUGCUGUGUGCAGCCGUGUUCUGGCAG
Molecule: messenger RNA, 1129 nt
Organism: Acanthisitta chloris (rifleman)
Lineage: Eukaryota; Metazoa; Chordata; Aves; Passeriformes; Acanthisittidae
Gene: SLC26A11
Product: solute carrier family 26 (anion exchanger), member 11
Exons: 12
Biological process (GO): transmembrane transport
Cellular component (GO): membrane
Molecular function (GO): sulfate transmembrane transporter activity
Source: RefSeq, a predicted model, not a curated record